This is a messenger RNA of Colossoma macropomum (tambaqui), 4638 nucleotides long. RefSeq names its product heat-stable enterotoxin receptor-like. The transcript has 28 exons. Lineage: Eukaryota; Metazoa; Chordata; Actinopteri; Characiformes; Serrasalmidae. Gene Ontology annotation, molecular function: protein kinase activity; guanylate cyclase activity; peptide receptor activity. The coding region runs from base 212 to 3421 and encodes 1069 amino acids. Gene Ontology annotation, biological process: protein phosphorylation; receptor guanylyl cyclase signaling pathway; cGMP biosynthetic process. The record is from RefSeq and is a predicted model, not a curated record.
CUCUCCUCGUGACGUUUCAGUGUGAAGUUGCUGAUUAACGCGCGAGCUUUUCUCUGUCUGUCGAGUGAGUUUUCCCUCAGCUGAGGCGUCGAAAGAAAAUAAUAAAAAAGGGUUUUUAUUUUCUUUUAUGUCCUGCGAUUAAAGACACAAAUACCGAAACACUGACAUUUUGUCACCGAGAGGAGACUAUGUUGGAGUUAUCAGCGGAGCCAUGCUGAGUUUAUUGUGGUUGGGCUGCUACUUUGCGCUGGUGGCUCUCGCUGCUGGUUUUGAUGCAGAAAAGUGCAGAAAUCUGCCGGUCACGUUAAACAUCGUGUUGCUGGAGGACCAGGACUCACUCUGGAGCCUGAAAUAUGUAGAAGUCGCAGUGGAAAAGGCCAUAGCCAUGGAAAACAAGAAGAAUGCAGAAAGCAUGAACUUUACAAUUAAGGGAAACUUCCGUGGGUUUAACACAACAUAUUACCGACGCAGAGGCUGUGGGAGCAGCACCUGUGAAGGGGUGGAAAUCCUCAAAUCACUGCAUAAUACCAGUAUGGUUGGCUGUGCCAUGCUUGGACCAUCUUGCACAUAUGCCACCUUCCAGUUGGUGGAUCAGGAGGUGGGUUUGACUUUGACUAUACCUAUAAUAUCAGCGGGAAGUUUUGGGCUGUCAUGUGACUACAAGGAGAAGCUGACUCGUCUGCUGCCACCAGCGCGCAAAAUCUCCAACUUCUUCGUCCAUUUCUAUAAUGAAACUUUUUCUGGCCUGAAAAGUCACUGGAGCACAGCCUACAUCUACAAAAAAACUGAGAACUCAGAGGAGUGCUUCUGGUACCUUAACGCGCUGGAAGCGUCGACAGUUCAGUUUUCCAGUCAGAUCAGCAGAAAGGUGCUCCGGAGCAGAGAGGAAAUUAUCCCUGUUCUCUCUGACGCCAACCGGCACAGCAACAUUUUCAUCACAUGUGGAACCCCAGAUGACAUUUUCUCCAUUAAGAACGGGACAAAUGUUAACAAGGACAUUCUCUUCAUCCUUAUAGACAUUUUCAAUAAUGGCUAUCACCUUAAUGAAUCAUCAUAUGACUACAUGAGGGACGUACUAGUGCUGACCAUGCACGAUAUGAGGAACUACACUAUGAUUGAGAACUGGACUGACAAUUCCACUGUUCUUAACGAUUACGUAGCAGGUUACCAUGACGCUGUGCUCCUCUUUAGUAAGGUGAUGAGGAGUAUGUUAGCUCCAGGGAAUGGGGGUUUAGCAAGCACACUCAACAUCACUGGAGACAACCCCUUCAGAAACGUCAGCUUUGAGGGAAUUGGAGGUCAUUAUGUUUUGGAUGAAUAUGGAGACAGAGAUAUGAACUUCUCAUUGAUGUACACAACAAGCACACAUCAGUUUAAGACGUUGUUUGUGUUUGACACCUCCACCAACAAAACCACGCUAAACCACAGUAAUCCUGACCUUCCCUGGCGUGGCUCUCGUCUGCCUGAUGACAAACCUGAAAAUGGCCUGCAGACGCAUGAUAUCAUUGUGAUUGUGCUUGCCAUUAGUGUUGUACUUGUCACUGCUGUUGCUUUGCUCUUCUAUAGACAGAACAGGAAGCAGCGCUACAAGCAGAAGAAAUGGUCUCAUAUAAGCCCAGACCUCAUCAUACCAAUAGACUACAGAGAGACAAACCUCAUCUCUCUCAAAAUUGAUGAGGAUAAGAGGAGAGACAGCACCUAUCAAUUCCGGAGAGGUCGCUACGACAAAAAGCCUGUCAUCCUUAAAGAGCUGCGGCAAACAGAUGGAAAUUUCUCAGAAGACCAGCGCAUUGAACUCAAUUCUCUUCUCCGGGUUGAUUACUAUAACCUGACCAAGUUUUAUGGUACAGUGAAGUAUGACUAUGGAGUGUUUGGCGUGUUUGAAUUCUGCGAGAGAGGUUCCCUCAGGUAUGUCCUCAAUGAUAAAAUCUCGUAUCCAGAAGAGAGUUUUAUGGACCUGGAGUUUAAAAUAUCUGUCAUGUAUGAUAUAGCAAAGGGCAUGUCCUACCUGCAUACCAGCAAUAUAGGGAUGCAUGGGAGGCUCAAGUCUACUAACUGUGUGGUAGACAACCGCAUGGUGGUCAAAAUCACUGACUUUGGCUGCAACACCAUCCUGACACCAGGAAAAGACUUGUGGACAGCUCCAGAGCACAUGCGUGUGCAGGGUACCUCUCAGAAGGGAGAUGUUUACAGUUUUGCCAUCAUUGCUCAGGAGAUUAUGCUGAGAGAGUGUCCUUUCUACAAUGAGAGCUGCACUGAUAUAGCAGAGAAGCUGUACAAGGUUCAGUGUCCAAGUGGUCCCACCAUUUUUAGACCAGAUCUCAACUUUGAGACCGCUGGAGAGAAAGAAGUAGAGGUGUAUGUGCUGAUUAAGAGCUGUUGGGACGAGGAUCCGGAGAAGAGGCCGGACUUUAAGAAGAUUGAGAACAUUUUGGGGAAGAUUUUCAGUAACCUGAAUAACCAGGCCAAUGCUAGCUACAUGGAUAAUCUGAUUCGGCGGCUGCAGAUGUACUCCCGUAACCUGGAGCACCUGGUGGAGGAGAGAACUGCCCUGUACAAGGCAGAAAGAGACCGAGCGGACCAACUCAACUUCAUGCUGCUGCCAGGGCCGGUCGUGCGUUCUCUAAAGGAGACGGGUCGAGUGGAGCCAGAGUUGUUUGAUGAAGUCACCAUCUACUUCAGUGAUAUCGUGGGCUUCACCACAAUCUGCCACCACAGCACACCAAUGGAAGUGGUGGACAUGUUGAAUGACAUGUACAAAAACUUUGACAGCAUUCUUGACAAUCAUGAUGUCUAUAAGGUGGAGACGAUAGGUGAUGCAUAUAUGGUUGCGUCCGGUUUGCCCAGGCGGAAUGGGAACAGGCAUGCGGUAGAUAUUUCUCUCAUGGCUUUGGAUAUUCUGGAGUUUAUGGGAACCUUUCAGCUCCGACACCUUCCAGGAAUACCGCUCUGGAUUCGCAUCGGAGUCCACUCAGGUCCCUGUGCUGCAGGUGUUGUGGGGAAUAAGAUGCCGCGGUACUGCCUGUUUGGAGACACUGUCAACACUGCUUCAAGAAUGGAGUCAACGGGACUGCCUCUGAGAAUCCAUGUGAGCCAGUCCACCAUUAGCAUCCUACAGAGAACAGACUGCCAGUUUGAAUUUGAGAGCAGAGGAGAGACCUACCUGAAGGGUAAAGGAAAGGAGAUGACUUACUGGCUAAAAGGUGUAACAGGAAGGAAGUACAACUUGCCAACCCCACCAACAGCGGAGAAUUUCCAGCGGCUGCAACAGGAUCUGGCUGAGAUGGUAGCGUCCACUUUGGCUGAAAGAGGAAAUGAGAAGAGAAAGACACUCUCCACACGCAUCCGUCGGAGCCAAAGACACGGUAGCGAUGGUCUUCCAGAGUACCUACACCUGGCUGACCCCAGCACUUACCUUUAGCUCACACCCAAAUUCACACAGAUACAAAACCUGACCUACUGCUGCAGGAGUAGGAGACUAUAUACAUCCACAACCCAGCACAGUGCAGAAGGGUUUGCCUACUCUAACUCAUGAUUCAGCUUAAGAAAGGCUUCAUAAAUGGUUAAAUUAACAUAAAAUUUGUAUAGUUUUGAAAUACUAGAAUGAGGUGUUACACCAGGGAAAGUGGCAAAAUGUACAGUGUGUUGGCCCACUGUAGCUGCAAUUCCACAUGCUUUUGCUGGUAAGAUUCACACUUGCAUUCUACAAGUAUGAUAUUGGCAGCUGAAAUUUGAUGAUUUGUUACCAGAUUAGAGAGUCAAAAGUGAUAGACUAAGAGUGGAUUUGGGUUGUGGCAGAACAUCAGCUCUGCUUUCAGUUCAUAUUUCCUGCAUAAAUUUUAUGUUUUAUCUGAGCUACUUUAGACAGUAGAAUUGUAUAAAUUACAUUGAAUCUGAAUAUGUGUAAUUCUGUUGUGUGACAAAGAUGAAAGUGGAGCACUUGAAAUUGCUUGUCUUUGUUACGGUGUUUUAUGUAUUUUAUAGAAAUUCUUAAGUGGUGGAGCUCAAUUGUUGCUCAAAUCGUUGUUAUUUAUUUUUUUAUGGGCUUGAAGGAGCCUAAGCACAGCUUUUUUGGAAUUUGAGCAAUUCAAACACAGGCAACACUAUCCUAUACAAAAAUAACUUCUGACACGUACACAGCAUUGAUUUAAGUCAUUCCCAUUACUUAGAAAAAGGAACGCAGUUUAGACAGUCUGAAACAGAUUCCCAACCCUGGACCUGGUAACUCCACACAAAAUUGGCGUCCCAGGACUGGGAUUGGUAACCCCUGGUCUACAGCAUUGUCUGUGUGUGGGCUUUUUCAGAGUGAAUGGAAGCUGAUUUUUUAAAAUAAAGCUCCCAGUUUGCAUCUGUUUUUUGUCUCAGAUACCAGCUUCAUUUCUGUUGAUUGCUGUCAUAACAAAUGCCAUCACAAAAUGUUGCCUAAUGGAUUGAGAUAAUAAACAUUUGGAUUCAAUAUGCUGGAUUAAUGUUAGAUCACUGUGGUUAAAGUAAUGACAAACUGUGAUUUCUGAAGCUAAUGUUUAACAUAUUUUUACAUCAUAUAUAAAUGAACUGAAACUGAUCAUUGAGUCCCUUACUCCUGUACAUACUAAUAAUAAGAGGCCUUGUAUAAUAAAGAUAUUUGUUUAUUGUAAA